Messenger RNA from Thelazia callipaeda (thelaziosis nematode), 393 nucleotides. Lineage: Eukaryota; Metazoa; Nematoda; Chromadorea; Rhabditida; Thelaziidae. The record is from the annotation of a GenBank genome assembly.
AUGCAACUAUUUGAUCCAUUUAUAGAAAUCACUACAUAUCCACAACGUAGCAAAGAAGUGCAUAAAACUUUGAAAAAUGUGGAAAAAAUCGCAGCUUUCUUGCCUGAUCCACUUGCUCGAUUUAUUGGCGAUUCUAAUCUAGUCAAGAUUGAUGAGGAUACGAUAUGUGAGGAUGAUUUGUGUAACAACCGAGGAACAUGUAUUGGUACUAAAGAUUCUAACUUCUGCAUUUGUAAACUUGGUUAUACUGGACUGCGUUGUGAAAAUACUCCUUGCGAUUCAUCUCGAGACUGUAAUGGUAAGGGACUAUGUAUUGGUACAUCUAGGGCGCAUUCUUGUGUGUGCCAAUUAGGUUUCACCGGUGAACACUGCGAGAACAGUAAUACCGAAUGA